This is a messenger RNA of Puntigrus tetrazona (Sumatra barb), 3089 nucleotides long. RefSeq names its product forkhead box G1c (gene foxg1c). Gene Ontology annotation, cellular component: nucleus. The record is from RefSeq and is a predicted model, not a curated record. Gene Ontology annotation, biological process: regulation of transcription by RNA polymerase II. Lineage: Eukaryota; Metazoa; Chordata; Actinopteri; Cypriniformes; Cyprinidae. The transcript has a single exon. Gene Ontology annotation, molecular function: sequence-specific double-stranded DNA binding; DNA-binding transcription factor activity. Bases 664 to 1806 code for a protein of 380 amino acids.
AUUUCUACACGGCUGAUUUUAUGCGCAAAAUUUAAAACGCCUGUUUUCUAUUGCCGCAACUCGAUAGACCGCGACCACAGAAGUGUGCCCUUUGCACUCGCCGUUAAUUUAGCUACAGUUUAAGGUUUCAAAACGAAGUCGAAGCAGACAAAUAAAGGGUUUUGUAGCCAUGGAGCCUAACGUCGCUCGUUCAGUGUACAGGCUAGCAGCGGGCGAUGAGGCCUACUGCUUUUUUUUUUUGGCUCCGUAGCCUAAUAAGUGCACGACACGCUCCCUUAUCCGUCCUCCAGAGAUUAGGGUUCACGUCCGUCCUCCUGAGCUGUUUGUUUACUCACAUCUCCCGGGUGUUGUCGCACAUCUGAAGUCCUCAGCACGCGUCUUUUUCGCCUCGCUCGUUCCUGACAGGCGUUCAGUCAGACGAACGUGUAAACAGAAGGGCGGUCUCAGGUGAGAGGCUUGAGUUUCACCGGCUUCCGAAGUGUUAUAAUUGAGCCUCCGGGUUCAUCGAUCAGUCAGGGAGAUUGCUCGUGCUGGAAACUUAUCAGAUCUUUGUUUUGUUUUUUAUCGAGCGUUUCUGGAGAAUGAACGGACACUUUCUGGGGGCUCCGGUGCCACUUCGGAUGAACUUUUAAGUUCCGUCGGAGCGCGUUUGCGUCGUUAAACAUGGAGGAGCUAAAAGCCCCGGUGGGUUUUUUCCACAAGUCCUCGUUCAGCAUCAGCAGCUUGCUGCUCCGACACGAGCGCGCAAGGAGCGACGCUAACGUUAACGCCGCGCCGGAAGCGCCGCGACCACCCCGCGCCGCGAAGCCGCCGGCGCGCUCCGGUCAGCCGCCUGACGCGAAAGACGAGCGGAACGACUUGGCGGCCAGACCGGAUAAAAAAGAGGCGGUCGGGGAGCCGAAGCGCGCGGGAGCCGAUGGACAGGAGAAGAAGAGUAAACCCGAUAAGCCUCCGUUCAGUUAUAACGCGCUUAUCAUGAUGGCCAUCCGCCAGAGUCCGGAGCGGCGGCUCACCCUCAACGGCAUCUACGAGUUCAUCAUGGGCAACUUCCCGUACUACCGGGAAAACCGACAGGGCUGGCAGAACUCCAUCCGGCACAACCUGAGCCUCAACAAGUGCUUCGUCAAGGUCCCGCGCCACUACGACGACCCUGGAAAAGGCAACUACUGGAUGCUGGACCCGUCCAGCGACGACGUCUUCAUCGGCGGAACCACCGGGAAGCUCAGGCGCCGGUCUACCGCGGCGUCCCGAGCCAAGCUGGCCAUGAAGAGAGGCGCGCGGCUGUCCUCCGCCUCCACCGCCGCCGCCGCCGGACUCGCGUUCGCCGGCUCGUUUUACUGGCCCGUUCCGCCGUUCGUGACGCUCCAGCACCGCCAGGCGAACCCCGCGGCGCACCACAACAACUACGCCGCGUCGGUUCUGUCCCAAAGCUCGCGUCACUUCGGCACCGCAGCGGAAAGACUUCUUCUCCCGUCCGGCCAAGAGGCGGCUUACUACGGGAUGGGCUGCGAACAGAUGACCUCCGCCUCCUCCUUCUCCACAUCUGCAUCAGUGCCUCUGCCUCUCUCUGCGCCCUGCUCUUUUAAUUUACUCUCCAAUCAGUCCAGUUACUUUUACUCUCAUCAGGUGCCUCACACUGCGGGACUGUCGCCCUGGUCUCAGGAGGACUCGUACCUCUCCAAAACAUCUCCUUCUGGGCAAUUUUUCCCGGGAAAGCCAUCUCCUUCUUCCGAAUACAUCGGAGGACUAUGUACAGACAUUCCCAAUUAUUUUCCUCAUUUUAACACAGCCACCUCAAUGCACUGAAAAGCUCGCGAUUUUGAUAAAAAACCUUUUAUUUAAGUAUUUAUUAUUAUUAUUAUUGUUAUUAUUAUAACACUGCCGGUCAAAGCUUGGAAUAAUUAAGGUUCUUGUGUUUGUGAAAGAAGUCUCUUCUAAUCAAAAAUAUAGUAAAAACAGUAAUUGUAUAGCAUUAAAUGAUAAAUAGCUAUACAAUUAUAAUUAAUUGUUUUCAUUUUAAUAUUUUAAAACGCAAUGUAUUCCUGGAAAAGCUGAAUUUUCAACAUCAUCAGCCUACGCUAAUUUUUUUCAUGCUUAUUUGGUGGUCAGUUUCAUCAGUUAUUAUUGGUGCUCAAUAUUUCUCGUUAUUAUCGCGUUGAAAGCAUUGUUUUUGCUGCAUGAUAUUUUCGAUAAGAUAACGUUUUAAGAAAGAACGACAUUUAUUCGACAUGGAAAAGGAAGCUUUUGUAAACGCCUCUCACUUUUGAUCCAUUUAACGUGUCUUUACUAAAUAAAAGAAAUGUUUCAUGAACAUCAAAUCAGCAAAUCAUAAUGAUUUCAGAAUGACACAGAAGAUGGAUGAAAAUUCAGCUUUGACAUAAAACCCCCCAAAAUAUUUAUUAUGCAACACUUUUCAACAUGCAGACCUAUUGAAAAUAAGAUGCUUUUUUUUCCAAAACGCAUUGCAAAAUCGUAGUUAUUCCAAUUAUUUUGACCUGUAAUGUUAUAAACAAUAUUUUUAUGCAUUUAUUUCAUGCGAGGCCAAAUGUUUGUGGCCAAAAAAAUACAUAUUUUGCCAUUUUCUAAGUCUUAAAACAUCAUGAAUACUUUUCACCGGAACAAAACUAGUCAUAUUAAAUUAUACCAACAUGUUGAGUUUAAAAACAGUGCACGUUAAAAAAAAAAGGAAGUAGCUGAAGGAAACAAUCGUGUUUUGUUCUGCUGACCACAUAUGUCUCAUUUUAAUGCUAUCUUGUUUGAGAACAGGUUUUUGUUGUUUUGUUUUUAAGACGGCGCAGAGUAGCUUGGGUGACGUGUUUGUACAACGCAAAAAGAUAAACUGCAUGAUUCUGUCCGGUGCUUUUUCCGUAUGUCGGGUGUCUUCGUGUUGUUCAGUAUUUACGGCAGCUUUCAUAAUCCUGAUUGUGUGAAUAUUUCAUGCAAUGAAUUAGCUUUACACGUCCUGCGGGUCUCGGCCUGUAGUUUCGUCUCGGUCCAAACAUGUAUCCACUUAAAGGAAGCUGUUUUGGAGGAACAGUCCUUUGUUAUUUGUGACAAUUGUUUAUUAAGUGUUUAAUAAAAUACUUUGC